This is a messenger RNA of Drosophila simulans, 1277 nucleotides long. Its product is annotated as SRSF protein kinase 2. The coding region runs from base 145 to 1095 and encodes 316 amino acids. Gene Ontology annotation, biological process: regulation of mRNA processing; spliceosomal complex assembly. The transcript has 2 exons. Lineage: Eukaryota; Metazoa; Arthropoda; Insecta; Diptera; Drosophilidae. The record is from RefSeq and is a predicted model, not a curated record.
UAUCAGUAAAUAGAACAGUUAACAUUUGGCCAGCACCGAGGAAACAGCUCCGAAAAGGAAACAAAAUUAAACAGUUGAAAAUAUUUUACUAAAGUAAAAGGGCAAGAAAAUUAGCCUUUUCUACGUUUAUACAAAUUUGGUAAAAUGUACAAACAAAAGUAUUUGUAUCGAAGUUUAUCGUGCAAAUUCAGUCCAAAGAAAGUGGCCAAAGAAAGUAAGGCAGGACUCAGCCAUGUUUUGGAGAAGGUCUUCCAGGAUACGAGUCCCAGCCCGAUGGAAUCGUGUGGCGAGGCUCAAAUGGCCAACGCAUCAACGAUGGAUGCGGAAAUGGAUACAGAUUUGAAUUUGAAACGUAAAAUGGCAGAAGAUCGAAUGACUGAUCUAUCAAAUACGGUCAAAGUGCCAGCCCGUUGCAAGGAUCAAAAGCAAUUGUCGAGCUUGACCAAUUUGAAAUCGAAAAUGCAAAAAGAAAAGCAAUCCCCAUCCCCAUCCGACCACCAGGAGCAGUUCGACAAAAGACCAAAGAAAUCAUUGCUGUCCGAUGACCAGUUGACGGGCCUUAAUCCCCCUUGCGACGCCGUUGGUGAACUCAGCCAUGGAAACGAAUCUAACAUGUCGCACGAAAUGAAACCGCAGAGCAAUGGAUGCUCCAUCAAUGACGAUCGGGAGUAUGAAUAUUCUGGGAGUGAAAGUGAUACGCAGGAGAACUGCAGCGAUUAUGUUAGCGGUGGCAAUCAUCCGGUGGCCAUUGGCGAUAUCCUCGCGAAACGCUAUCAUGUCUUCAAAAAGCUGGGCUGGGGUUACUUCUCCACCGUGUGGCUAUGCUAUGAUUCCCACUGUGCCGUCAAGGUGGCCAAGUCGGAAUCAGAUUGUACCGAUGAGGUAGUGUUUUUUGGUGGCCGACCCAACAAAAGACUCAAUUUGAACGAUAUUUACCCCAUCGACUCGGCCAACAAGGAAUGCGAGGUACUGGUGAAGAUAGCCGACUUGGGCAAUGCGUGUCAUUUCAAUCAUAAGUUCAUCGACGUAAUCCGGACACGGGAGUAUCACCUCCGGGCCUUGGAGGUGGUACUCGGUGCGGGAUUUCUAAAAUAAUAUAGAUUUUUUAAUGCCCGUCGACUACACAAAUUGACUUCUGAUGCCGGAUCCCAAUUGGGCAAAGAAAAUGAUCGAAAUGCAUGUUAAUCCAGUCAGGCACGUGGCACAGGAAAAGGCAGGCUGAGUUAAUCGCGGCAACAGCGCUUCAAGGGCUCAAGGGCUCCUGCCCGGCCUCUUCA